UCGGAAGUUAUUGGGAUUUUUUUCUCGCGUCUCCGAGAUGGACGUCGCAGAGAGGCGGGAGUCGUUGUUGUCGUUAUCGUAACGAUUGGGAAUGGUGAGACACUUUGGAUUCCAGACUGAUGGCGUCGGGUACAGCUAGCCGCUCCGAAGACGAAGAGUCUCUAGCAGGACAAAAAAGGAGCUCAUCGCAAGUAUCGGGUGCCAUUCCAAAACGACGGAGCUCAUCCAGAUUCAUCAAGCGGAAGAAAUUUGAUGAUGAGUUGGUAGAAAGCAGCCUUGCCAAAUCAUCCAGCCGGGCCAAAGGCCCCAGCGGGGUGGAGCCUGGACGCUGCUCUGGCAGUGAGCCAUCUUCUAGUGAAAAGAGGAAGGUGUCCAAGUCCAUCUCAACUCCUGUCACUCCAAACCCUGCUCCAAAUCCCAGCCUCAGCAAACGGAUGAAGAAGAGCAAGCAGCCCUUGCAGGUCACCAAGGAUUUGGGCCGCUGGAAACCCACCGAUGAUCUGUUGCUGAUCAAUGCUGUGCUUCAGACCAAUGAUCUGACCUCUGUGCACCUGGGAGUGAAGUUCAGCUGUCGCUUUAAUCUGCGAGAAAUCCAGGAGCGGUGGUAUGCUCUACUCUACGAUCCUGUGAUUUCCAAACUGUCUUGCCAAGCAAUGAGGCAACUGCAUCCUGAAGCCAUUGCAUCCAUGCAGAGCAAAGUGCUUUUUAGCAAAGCAGAGGAACAGCUGCUAAGCAAAGUGGGAUCGACCAGUCAGCCAAGUUUGGAUACAUUCCAGGAUUUGCUGCACAAACAUCCAGAGAUUUUCUAUCCUUCCCGCACUGCUAAAGUCUUGCAGACACAUUGGCAACUCAUGAAGCAGUACUACCUCCUGGACGAUCAAACAGUGCAGCCACUGCCCAAAGGAGACCAAGUGCUCAAUUUCUCAGAUGCUGAAGACAUGAUAGAUGACAGCAAGCUGAAAGAUGUACGAGAUGAAGUGUUGGAACAUGAACUGACUGUGGCAGACCGGAGGCAGAAGCGUGAGAUUCGGCAGCUAGAGCAAGAGCUGCACAAAUGGCAAGUGCUGGUGGAUAGUAUAACAGGAAUGAGCUCCCCUGAUUUUGAUAACCAGACCUUGGCGGUGCUGCGUGGACGGAUGGUGCGCUACCUCAUGCGCUCCCGGGAGAUCACGCUUGGCAGAGCCACUAAAGACAAUCAGAUUGAUGUAGAUCUGGCACUGGAAGGCCCUGCUUGGAAAAUCUCCCGCAAACAAGGUGUCAUCAAGCUGAAGAACAAUGGGGACUUUUUCUUGGCCAAUGAAGGCCGACGGCCCAUUUAUGUUGAUGGACGGCCAGUGCUCUGUGGCAGCAAGUGGAAACUCAGCAAUAACUCUGUGGUUGAGGUGAGCAGUUUGAGUUAGAUAUUGUCUUC
Messenger RNA from Notechis scutatus (mainland tiger snake), 1411 nucleotides. The record is from RefSeq and is a predicted model, not a curated record. Lineage: Eukaryota; Metazoa; Chordata; Lepidosauria; Squamata; Elapidae.